CAGAAGAAAAUACAAAUUGAUCUAAAUUUUUACAGUUGUGGAGGAGUUUUUUGAUUUUAUCGUAUAAACUGCUACUUGUAAGAUGCCUGAAGGUACAGAAGUCUUUUCAAAUCCCUAUGCCCCGUCUGGUAGUACAAUGGGCAUGGAUUCGAUGGAAGAUGAGGGUCCUGCUCUUACUAAUGAUGACUUCAGAAAACUGCUAAUGACACCAAGAGCAGCUGCUCCUGAUGUUGCCCCACCAUCUGCAAGUGUUGCUAAAUUAAAAGCACAAAGCAAAGUAUAUAAUGAACAUGAAAAUCCUGCUUCGCUAAGAAGAAAAAGGAAAAGCCAUUAUGCAAAAUUGAAGAAAAUUGAAGAAGAGAGAGAAAAAGAACUAGCAGCAAAGUACAGGGACAGGGCACGUGAAAGACGAGAUGGAUUCAAUCCAGAUUAUCAAGGAACAGAUGUGAAUCUUAAAGCAUCAGGAGAUUAUAAAGCAGUUGGUCCAACAGUUGAGGCAACAAAUACUGCAGCUGAAAUGAGAAAAAGGGCAAUUCAAGAAAGCAAAUUUUUGGGAGGUGACAUGGAACAUACACAUUUGGUGAAAGGUCUUGAUUUUGCCUUGUUACAAAAGGUGCGGAGUGAAAUUACAGCACAAGAAUACACAGAUGAGGAUUUGAUGAAAAAAGGAAAACAUAAACCUAAGAAUGAAAAAAGUAAACAAAUUGAAGAAAUUGAAGAUGAUGACGACAGUGAUGAAGAUGAUGAAAUGGAAUUUUCAACAGUGAUGGGACAAAAAAUCUACAAAUCAAUUUUUAAGAGCAGACCAGCUGACAAGAACGAACUUUUUCAACCCGGUAGAAUGGCUUACGUGUUCGAACUGGAGGAUGAAUAUGCUGAAAGUGACAUCCCAACCACCUUAAUAAGGAGUAAAGCUGAUUGUCCUGGAAUGGAGGCUCAAACGACAUUGACAACAAAUGACAUUGUUAUCAAUAAAUUGACACAAAUCCUGUCUUACCUCAGACAAGGCAUGCGGGGAAAGAAGAUGAAGAAAAAGGAAAGAGGUAAAAACAAGGCUGGAAUGGAUGAUCCGAAUGAUCAAAGAUAUCGAGGAAAAGUUCAAGGUUUAGACAGUAUUUACGAAGAUAUUGCUGAGUAUAACCCUGAUCACAACUCCCGAGAUAUCAAGAAAUCUAAAGAUGUGAAGAAAGAUAAACAUAACUACUUUGAGAAGCCCGUUCAUGGAGAAAGAAAUGUCGACGAUUCCAGAAAACCAGAAAUUUCCGCUAAAGAUUUCGCAAAGAGCGUCACAAAGCAGUUCAGUGACAAG
Dendronephthya gigantea is the source of this 1309-nucleotide messenger RNA. Its product is annotated as protein Red-like. Gene Ontology annotation, biological process: mRNA splicing, via spliceosome. The record is from RefSeq and is a predicted model, not a curated record. The transcript is spliced from 16 exons. The annotation marks the transcript as partial. Gene Ontology annotation, cellular component: nucleus. Lineage: Eukaryota; Metazoa; Cnidaria; Anthozoa; Malacalcyonacea; Nephtheidae.